Molecule: messenger RNA, 618 nt
Organism: Mycena indigotica
Lineage: Eukaryota; Fungi; Basidiomycota; Agaricomycetes; Agaricales; Mycenaceae
Exons: 3
Coding region: 1-618 (205 amino acids)
Source: RefSeq, a predicted model, not a curated record
AUGUUCGCCACUCCCAUUCAACUGCUUUACACAUUCCCCUUCUCACCAACCGCGCGUAUCCUCUUGGAAAGAACCUUGUCGACCCAAGGUCUUGACUUCGCUGGCCUCUACGACCCUGCUUUCGAUGGCCUUUCUCCGUCUGAUCUAUUUCGGCGACGCGAUUUAACGUUUGGUCAUAACUUUGCCCUUGUCGCUGAUGAGCGGACUCUGAAGGAGCUGGAUUCACAUCUACCGCCUACGCUGUCUGUUCUAUCAGUUCGCAGUAGGACCCCCAUCGAUGAAUGGGGAGACUACACUGGGCCUGACCUGAAUCCGUUAUCAUGGAGUGUGCGACUGGCGCUUCUUCGUUCUAUGGUCAAAGAGCGGCUCACCCUCGACUCAAAAGAGCAUCCAGACUCGGACUCCUUCUGGGAAAAUCCAAAGCCCCCUCACAGAUAUGACGAAAAGAUCUACCAAAUCAAAUGGCUACGGGCAAACAUCUCUGGGGCCAUCCAGGCCUGUCAAGCCUACGCAGAUGCUGAUAAUCAAUAUCCUGCAAAGGACAAGAACGCGCUUUAUACCGAGUUCAAACUCCAAGCAGACAAGACGGGAGGUGUCUUCAUCGGGCUGCAACUGUAA